AGCCCUAAAAAGCAAGCAAGCAAGCAAGCAAGCAAGAAAAAGUGCUUGAUAGAUGUUACCUGUCCCAGGCUCACUUUCAUUCUACCACCUGCACAGAACAUUCUUAUUAAUCAUAUGCUAUCUUCAAACGCCACAUUUUGCUGGGCUUCCCCAGCUCUCGGGGUGGGGAGAUUGCAUACAUGGGACAAGAUCAUAAGAGAAGUUUAUCUUCUCCAACAAUGAAACAGCAAGAGAUGAGCUAUGAAGAAGGGACUGCUGUGUUAAACUGUGGGCUUCGGGAGACAGUCCUAGGUUUGAGACACAGCUCUGCCAAGAGCUUUACAGCUUUGGGCUACUUACUUAACCUUCCCAAACCUCAGUGUCCUGAUUGCAUAAACAUAGUAAGAGUUACCCCACAGAGUUUCAUGAGAAUUGAGUAAGAGAAUAAAUACAAAGUGUUCAGCACAAUACUCAUAGUUCACACUUUAAAAAUGUUGUUGGUCCAUCUCAAAUUGCCUUCAUGUCCUCCCUGCACAGCCUCUGUGUGUCCCUGUGCUUUGCCCCUUGCUCCUCUCUUCACUCACUCUCUUGUAUCUCUUCUGCUUUUGUGAGAUCCUGUCCUUCUACCCUCCUUGUGGUGCUGCCCUUCUACACUGUGAUUUCUAGAACCUCGACGUUUAUUUAUUUGUGGAGCUUGUCAGAGCUGCUAUCAGUCACUCCACACUGAUAUGACCUUCCCACUGAUAUGACCUUCACGGUUGUAAAAACACUGAAAUGCUUCCAUUCCUUAUUGGUGAACAGCCACUGUCCUGGAUCCCUGCCCAGCCUCUUCCCUGGGAUCCCCUAGAUUUCAGCCUCCACCAGCAAUUGAAGGAUUAAUGUCUGGCAUCCUAGGGGCCUCCAGGCUCCUGCUUAAGCUCUAAGCCGGUAACUGUUCCACCCAGAGAGGUACAUGCCAUGUGCCCCAGCAUCCAGUAGAGAGACUAAGUGUCUCUGUGCAUCUCCUUCCUCCUCAGCAGGUUCAAGUCUUCUCCCUACAAUUCUCAGUAGCAGCCUAUGGAGCUGGGUGCCAGAGGCAACAGAACCGCUGUCACUGAGUUCAUCCUUCUUGGCCUAACAGAGAACAUAAGACUGCAACCCAUCCUUUUUACUGUCUUCCUCUUUGCCUAUGUAAUCACAGUCGGGGGCAACUUCAGCAUCCUGGCUGCCAUCUUUGUGGAGCCCAAACUCCACACUCCUAUGUACUAUUUCUUGGGGAACCUGUCUCUGCUGGACAUUGGAUGCAUCACUGUCACCGUUCCUCCGAUGCUGGCAUGUCUCCUGACCCACCAGUGCAGAGUUCCCUAUGCGGCUUGCAUUUCACAGCUCUUCUUUUUCCACCUCCUGGCUGGUGUAGACUGUCACCUCUUGACAGCCAUGGCCUAUGACCGCUACCUGGCCAUCUGCCAGCCCCUCACCUACAGCACCCGCAUGAGCCGGGAAGUCCAGGCUGCCCUGGUAGGCAUCUGCUGCACCAUCUCCCUCAUCAAUGCUCUGACGCACACGGUGGCUGUGUCCGUGCUGGACUUCUGUGGCCCUAAUGUGGUCAACCACUUCUACUGUGACCUCCCACCCCUCUUCCAGCUCUCCUGCUCCAGCAUCCACCUCAAUGGGCAGCUGCUUUUCGCAGGGGCCACCUUCAUGGGGGUGGUCCCCAUGAUCCUUAUCUCGGUGUCCUACACCCACGUUGCAGCCGCAGUCCUGCGCAUCCGCUCAGCGGAGGGCAGGAAGAAGGCCUUCUCCACGUGUGGCUCCCACCUCACUGUGGUCUGCAUCUUUUAUGGAACUGGCUUCUUCAGCUACAUGCGUCUGGGCUCAGUGUCAGCUUCGGACAAGGACAAGGGCAUUGGGAUCCUCAAUACUAUCCUCAGCCCCAUGCUGAACCCAGUCAUCUACAGCCUCCGGAACCCUGAUGUGCAGGGCGCCCUGAAGAGGGUGUUCACAGGGAAGCGGCCCCCGGAGUGAGAAGGCAGUGGGCGUGAAGAUGCUGCCUCUUCCUUGUGUACCCCACUUUCUUGUACUGAAGGCUUGGAUGUGGGAAAAGGAAUAUUCAGGGAUGGAUUAAGGAGGAAGGAAAGUAGAGAUGGGCCAGGGCAGGAUAUGGUUUGCCUUGGACUGGGGACAAAGGCUAAAAUUUAGGGAAAAGCGUGUCUAAAUAGCUGACAGACGAUGGAUUAAAGACAGAUGGGAGCAAACUAUGUGGAUCAGGAAGUGAGACACAAAUUAACUAUUUUGUAUUUUUUAAUGUAAUGACUGUUCAACUGAACUAUAUUUAAAAUCUCAAUUAAAAUAUUUCCCCUCCCCCACUUUUAAGAUAAACUAUAUCUGUACCAGAGUAUGGGGUCCUGAUUUUGUAAACAGCAAUAUCAUUUCUCUCAAAACUAAGAGAAACGACCUGAACUUAGAGCCAGAAAAGUGUUUCCUUCUUGCAAAGAAGUGAAAGAAAACCUUGAAUUAGCGAGAACUGAGCUUAGAGCGUCAGGGUAUGAAAUCCUGUAACAUUAGAGACCGGGAUCUGUUCAGCUUGGAGUACUUUACACAAGCGGGAUAAUAGUAAUAAAUGAGUGAUUGUAAAUUAUUACAGAAUGUUUGUCUUUUUAGGGCCCCACC
Phacochoerus africanus (Common warthog) is the source of this 2628-nucleotide messenger RNA. RefSeq names its product olfactory receptor 139. The transcript has a single exon. The record is from RefSeq and is a predicted model, not a curated record. Gene Ontology annotation, molecular function: G protein-coupled receptor activity; olfactory receptor activity. Lineage: Eukaryota; Metazoa; Chordata; Mammalia; Artiodactyla; Suidae. Gene Ontology annotation, cellular component: membrane. Gene Ontology annotation, biological process: G protein-coupled receptor signaling pathway. Bases 1036 to 1983 code for a protein of 315 amino acids.